GUGUUGGGGAAGGUCACAAGUUCUGUUUUUUAGUCCGAGGACAAAACGCUUAUUUUCCUGUACCAUUCCAAAUAAUUUUUGAGGAAAUUAUGUUUCUGGCUAUUUUAAAGUUCAUCUGGCAUUGUGAAAGCCACCUUUACUUUCAAACCUGUCUCUUUCAUUAUCUUCCCCAUCAAAGAUUCCAAGAAAUCUUUGCAUCCUUGUGCUAGUAAUUUUACGUGUCAAAAAGCACUCUGUGCCACAGAAAUGUGUUUUAUUUUUCUAUCUCUUAAUGUGGGUAACCUUGAUUCGUUACCCGCCAAUCCUACUGCCUGCGUUCACAGGCUCUGAACAGCCAGCCUCGUCCGCCAGCUUUGUAUUGGUCCCUUCUUAAAAGCCGCGAGAUCGUGAACGGAGCCAUUUUUCUUUCGGGCACAUUCCGCGCGCUCUCCAGGACCCUCUGCUAACAUUUCGCUGACAUCUUAAGUCCUGGUUGUGACUUCAAGCCCAGAGCGAGGCAGCCUGGAUCAUUUUGUGUUUGGGCGGGGCAGCGUUCCCCGGCGCGCGGGGAGACCCUGGGAAGGGGGACCCUAGCCCGAAGCCCGUAUCUCCAGAGACUGUGAAGGUUGGCUUGAGAGCCUGCUUCCUCUUUAGUCUGAGCUUCUACAACUAGGUACUACUUCACGAGUGACCCUGGACAGGGACAAAACAAAUAAAAGCCCGAACCCAAACCCUGCCACCAUCAUAGGUCUGUAAUUACUCUGGACUCGGUAAGCCAUGGCAUCAAAGAAAUUUGCUGUUAAAUGUGGGAAUUUUGCCGUCCUGGUGGAUCUUCAUAUAUCACCACAAGAUUCAAACAAAGAUACCAGCUGGUUUUCUGAACAGAAGAAAGAGGAAGUCUGUUUACUGUUAAAAGAAACCAUUGAUUCAAGAGUUAAGGAGUACUUGGAAGUUCGUAAACACCACAGACCGACAAAUGCAGAAUUCACAAGAUCCAGCCCCUUGUCCUUAAAAGGUUAUGGCUUUCAAAUCACAGCCUAUUUCCUCAAGAGAGGGAUUCGCCUUCGCUGCUUUGGGGGCUCACACAGUCCUGAACUCCGUGUAUUCCCUGACAGAUUUGUGGUCUGUGUAAGUCAGCUCGUAUUCAAUCAUGAUCUUUUGGCAAAGAAGAAUGAAGAAUUGGAGACAGAAAGACCUCUCCAUGGAGCGUCUGAUUAUUUUGCUGAGUGUGCGGAGAGUCCACUUCCUCCCAGUGCAAAGCUCAAGAGAAAUGCUUUCAAAGAAAUUGUGAAAAGAGCUGAAACAAAAAGCAGCAUCUUGAGCAAAUCACAGAGCAGCAGAAACAUUGUGAGAACAUGUAGUGACUCAGUGAUUGCAGAGAAUGCAGUGAGAAGGGGUGGUACGCAGGCUUCAUCCAGUCCCCCAUCAGAGUCCAUGGGACAAGCAAAGGAUUACAUAAAGGCAGCUGGGAGCCACUGGGGGCUAACUGUUCAAAAGCUGGAAAAUGUUCAUCAGACCCAGCCAGAAGACACUAGCAGCCAGCAAAAACCUCAUCCUGGGGAGUGGUUAGACACAGGGCUUCUAAGCAGGAGCCCUGUCUGGAGCUGUGAGUCAGCAUCACCAGGUCCAAAACAAAGUCCACGAGGGGCCAGAACACAGCAGAAGCGCAGGAACUGCGGCUCUGUGGAAGACUUCGACCACCACAAGAGAGUGCCUCUUGGAAUUGAUCGAUUAGUCCCGAGAGAAAUAUUAGUAGAAAAAAGCAAAGCUGUCAGGGUUUUACCAACUUUAGAGCUGUCAGAUCCGGGGUUACUUUUGAAACAAGAUUUGGCAAAAACUGUGUCUAAUGAAGAGUUGCAUGUUUUGGAAAAACUCUCCUCCAGACAUCUUAUGAAAAAUAAGCCAGGGCAGGCAGAGCAAACCGGCUCAGCCACAAACACUGAAAGAUUAGCUCCAAUUCAGGGCAGCCCAACCAAGAAAAGGAAGAAGUACGAAAGAGGCCACUAACUUACUAAAGAGGAUUGCAAAGUUGUGGUUGAGUAUAUAGUGGCCAAACCUGUGAAAAAUGAGAAGUGUGUAUAGAUGCUGUGAUUUCAAAGGAAUUAGAAUGAUUAUUUUAAAUAGAAAAUAUAUAUCCGUGUUAGGGUUAGCUUUCAAAGCGGUCAACUCCAGGAGCCUAUAUGCUUAUCCUAACAACAUUGCUACUUUCUCAUCAUACUUUAUAAUUGUCUUCAGAAAAUUGUUUUAAUGAUAAACAUCCAAUCACAUUAUCAGGGAUAGCACCGUUCAUGAAGAACUAUAAGAAGAAACCGACCAUGUGCCUCCUUGUACAGACCAUGCGUUGGGCAACACAAAGACAGUGCCACAGUUCAGUUCUAGGGGUAUGAUUUAUCCCGCCCCUCAGUCUGACGAGGGCAGCAGUAAAGGAACAGGCCAGCGGUUCUCAGCAUCUAGUCCUACACCGACAUCAUUGUUUGAAAAUGUGUUAAAAAUGCCUAUCUUGGGCCUCACACUAGAUCUACUGAAUGAGAAACUGGGUGAUUCUAAAACAUGCUCAAGUUCAAGAACUACCAUCGAAUUGGAGACUCCUUGGUGUUUAUUUCCUCCGGCCUGGCUACCCGUGACCUCCAGUUCAUCAGCUUGGGCCCUCAUGUGGACACGUGCAUCUUUCUGCCCCCUCAAACUUGUAAAGCACCUGGGUUUAGUGUAUGAGUCACUCUGUUCUCAGGUUCUUAAGGGUGACAGCCAUAGCACCCAGUGAACUGUUACGUACCCUAUGAAUUGCAAGACGUUUGCAUAUAGUUUGGCCCAGCAUUAGGGGAAGACAUGGGAGACGCUUGUUCUUGUUUGUAGUUCCUGUCCUUGUCCUCACCUUUAAGAUUUUGGUUAGGUUCAAGACUGACCAGAACCCAAGGGGAGCUCAGUGGCUGGAGUUUCCAGUUUCCCAUUUGGAAGUCUUCACAGGCAGUUAAAGUUUCAAAACAGGAGCCUAGUUUUACAAUAUCACCCACUAAUGUCUCUAGUGGGCUUGCUGAAAUGUUAUGUAGUGAAUCAUCGCAAUGACUUAUUUUGGAUAGACACCUACUGAGGACUUUCUUAACUCAAUUUCAUUCUAAAAUAAGGAAGAAACCAUCUUCAAAGGCAGCCCAUCAAAUAUAUCUUUUUUUCUGCUCAACACUGGGUGGUCCUUUGAAGUAGCGCCUCCCUAGUAACAAGGAAAAUCAAAUAUAUUCCCAAAAGUGUUGGAGUUAGCAGAAAAAAUAAUCCAGAAAAAGCCCAACGAAAUAACAGAAUAUGGAAACAGUGUAAGUUUAUGCUUAAGACUAAUUAGUGGUUUGUCCCAGCUCAUUCUGUCUUUCCCCGUGUCUUCUCUCCCCAUUUGUGUUGUAGGGUAAGACUCAUUAAGAAGCAACCAUAUUUCGUGGCAUCAUUUUAGGUCAUGAAAUUCAGUCUUGGUCACCACACCUGGCCAUGGAUAUAGAUGCUUUUCCUUUGAUGAUCCAAACCUUGCCUGGAAGCCUGACCCUUCUUGUGGUCCCAGCCUGACCACCCUUAACAGGAACAUGGCUCUGCUCACUGGUAUCUUUUCCUCUUCCCUCCCAGCUUUUUUCUUGCUCCCAGCUGAUUCCAGUCAAAGGAUUCUACAGGAUAAGAGGGAGCCCAACAGAAUGCAAAACGCAGUGGAGCAGAUCCUUUUCAUCCAGUAUGGGUGGACUGUACAGAAUAGAAACCUAAGGAAAUGGU
Molecule: messenger RNA, 3723 nt
Organism: Pteropus alecto (black flying fox)
Lineage: Eukaryota; Metazoa; Chordata; Mammalia; Chiroptera; Pteropodidae
Gene: SLX4IP
Product: SLX4 interacting protein
Exons: 8
Coding region: 757-1986 (409 amino acids)
Source: RefSeq, a predicted model, not a curated record